UCUCUCUUUCUCUUUCUCUCUCUCUCUCUCCACCCCCCCUCUUUCUCUCUCUCUCUCUCUCUCUCUCUCUUCCUCCCUCCCAACCCCCCCCCCCCAGGUAGUGGUGCGGGUGCUUCCCCAGGAAGGGGCUCCCUCGGAGUUGCGAAGGGGAGGUAAUUUACUCAGAACAAGGGGCCGCCUUUGCGAAGUAUAAAUAGUGAGACUUCAAGCGCAGCAUUGCUAUCAGAUCUGAACUCUCCGCAGGAAGAAUUGUCAAAGAUCUUAACAUUGAACAAGCGCGCUCCGGCAGGGAAGCAUCAGUUCCCAUUUCCCUCCUGCGGCCCCCGCCCCUUCCCCUCUCCUCCUUCUCCUCCACCUCCUCCUCCUCCUCCUUUUCUUCCUCCUCCUUCUCUUCUUCCUCCUCCUCCUCUUCCUCCUCCUCUUCUUACUUCUUUUUCUCCUACUUCUCCUCCUCUUUCUUCUUUCUUCUCUUCUUUUUUUUCUUCUUCUUCUUCCUCCUCCUCCAGCUCCUCCCCCACCCCCUGCCCCAUUGAUGUGUUAUUAUUGGGGGGGUUGGAGCAGUAAAAAAAGAAGAAGGAAAAAAAGAGCGGGGCUCGGCUGGGAGAGGUUGAGCGCGGGGCUGACCGGCUUCGGCGGCGAUGGAAGAACUUACGGCGUUCGUCUCUAAGUCUUUUGACCAGAAAGUGAAGGAGAAGAAGGAGGCUAUCACGUACCGAGAAGUGCUGGAGAGCGGGCCGCUGCGCGGGACCAAGGAGCCGACGGGCUGCGCCGAGCCGGGCCGAGACGACCGCAGCAGCCCGGCAGUCCGGGCGGCCGGCGGAGGCGGCGGCGGAGGAGGAGGCGGAGGCGGAGGCGGAGGAGGCGGAGGAGGUGCAGGAGGAGGAGGAGCAGGCGGAGGAGCUGGAGGAGGGCGCUCUCCCGUCCGGGAGCUGGACAUGGGCGCCGCUGAGAGAAGCAGAGAGCCUGGCAGCCCGCGGCUCACCGAGGUGUCCCCAGAGCUGAAGGAUCGCAAGGAGGAUGCAAAAGGGAUGGAAGACGAAGGCCAGACCAAAAUCAAGCAGAGGCGAAGUCGGACCAAUUUCACUCUGGAACAACUCAACGAACUGGAGAGGCUUUUCGAUGAGACCCACUACCCAGACGCUUUCAUGCGCGAGGAACUGAGCCAAAGGCUGGGACUGUCGGAAGCCCGAGUGCAGGUUUGGUUUCAAAAUCGAAGAGCAAAAUGUAGAAAACAAGAAAAUCAACUCCAUAAAGGUGUUCUCAUAGGGGCUGCCAGCCAGUUUGAAGCUUGUAGAGUUGCACCCUAUGUCAAUGUAGGUGCUUUAAGGAUGCCAUUUCAGCAGGUUCAGGCGCAGCUGCAGCUGGACAGCGCCGUGGCGCACGCGCACCACCACCUGCACCCGCACCUGGCCGCGCACGCGCCCUAUAUGAUGUUCCCGGCGCCGCCCUUCGGACUGCCGCUGGCCACCCUGGCGGCGGACUCAGCCUCCGCCGCCUCUGUGGUGGCUGCCGCCGCCGCAGCCAAGACCACCAGCAAGAACUCCAGCAUCGCGGAUCUCAGACUGAAAGCCAAAAAGCACGCUGCCGCCCUGGGUCUGUGACGCCAACGCCAGUGCCAGCGCCAAAUUCGCGCC
Mustela lutreola (European mink) is the source of this 1634-nucleotide messenger RNA. RefSeq names its product SHOX homeobox 2 (gene SHOX2). The transcript has 5 exons. Lineage: Eukaryota; Metazoa; Chordata; Mammalia; Carnivora; Mustelidae. Bases 639 to 1601 code for a protein of 320 amino acids. The record is from RefSeq and is a predicted model, not a curated record. Gene Ontology annotation, biological process: regulation of transcription by RNA polymerase II. Gene Ontology annotation, molecular function: DNA-binding transcription factor activity, RNA polymerase II-specific; sequence-specific double-stranded DNA binding. Gene Ontology annotation, cellular component: nucleus.